UGCCACACUGUCCAAUCGCAUCUAGCGAGAGGAGAGGAGAGAAAGAGAGACAGGGAGACGGAGAGAGAGGCAACGAGAGAGAUGGGGGAGGGAGGAGACAGAAAGGAAGAGAGGGAGGUUGAUCAUUUGAACGUCCUGGGCCCUGUAUUCCUCGUAGAAACACUUACAUUUCCACUUUAUCCAAAACGUCAUUUUUUCAUUUGCACUUUUUUUCGGACCGAAGGCUUGAGUGCAUUGUUUCUUUUUUUGGGUUAUUCCCACCCAGGAGACGUGCCACCACCAGCAGCAGCAGUAGCAGCAGAGGAAUAUCUCUCAAUAUCCCAUCCCGGGCACGUCGGAGAAGCUGCAGCAGCGAAAACACGAGGUGAAUAUUGCGGUGGACGGGAACAGGGACAUGGACCGUGGGCUUUCACACAUCUCACCCGGGCUGGGUACGGCAUAUCCAGAAUUAUGUCAUCUGAGCAUUUUUACUGCAGCGGGGAUGCAGGUUGAGGCUUUUCAUGAGGCAGUUUGGGCUUGUUAUGGGGGUGACUGGAAGGAGAGAGUGACAGAGGAACAGUGAUGCUACUGUUUACAUAACAAGAGACUCUCACACAUGUACACACGCAUACAUACACACACAUAUGCUCAAAUCGCUGGUCCAGGACGUACACGCUUCCUUAAACACUUCCACACAUAUAUACAGACACAUAUUCAAUGCACUCAUUGGCUGAGUCACCACACACUGCAAGGCACACAAUCACUGACUCACACACAGGAACGCACAUGACAGACUGACAAAUACACUAGUGGAAACAGUUGUUUAUAAGAGUCAGGACUGUGUGUUGUUAGUGCUAUGGUCCAAGCUAAGCAGCAGCUGUGUGUCGGUGUUGGAUACCUCUGAAGGGUCAACACAACCAUAAUCUUCACUCUUCCCCAGUCCCUCCCUCUUGCACCCCCAUCCCAUAUUGCCAUCUUCCCCUAAACAUACCAUCAUGUCUGAUCUGACCAUCAGGAGAUCUCCCUCUCCCUCAUCUCCUCUCUCAUUCCUUUCCUCGCCUCUUGGCUUCUGUUACCUCCUCCUUUCCCUCUGCUUCUCCCUUUCUCUCUAUCCGGGCUCCUCAUUGGCGCAGCAGACUGUACCUGUCGUCUCCACGGCGCAGGGCCGUAUCCGUGGCAUCCUAACCCCGCUGCCCUCAGACCUCCUGGGACCUGUCAUCCAGUACCUGGGAGUACCAUACGCAAGGCCUCCAACAGGGGACAGACGAUUUCAGCCCCCAGAGCCACCUUUACCCUGGCCAGGAAUACGAAAUGUGACACAGUUUGCUCCCGUCUGCCCACAGUCGCUGGAUGAGAGGAGCAUGCUUGGAGAUAUGAUGCCGUCCUGGCUCACAGCUAACCUGGAUAUAGCAGCGACAUACCUCACUCACCAGAGCGAGGAUUGUCUCUACCUCAAUAUCUAUGUGCCCACUGAGGAAGACAUCCAUGAAGAGGGCGGUCAGCGGCCAGUGAUGGUCUAUGUACAUGGUGGCUCAUAUACAGAAGGCACCGGUAACAUGAUGGAUGGCAGCGUGCUUGCAAGCUAUGGCAACGUCAUUGUUAUAACCCUCAACUACCGCCUCGGAGUGUUGGGAUUUCUUAGUACCGGUGACCAGGCAGCAAAAGGGAACUACGGCUUGUUGGAUCAGAUCCAGGCUCUGCGCUGGGUGAAGGAGAACGUCGCAGCCUUCGGAGGAGACCCAAACAGAGUCACUGUAUUUGGAUCUGGGGCUGGAGCCUCCUGUGUCAGCCUCCUCACCUUGUCUCACUACUCUGAGGACUUGUUCCACAGAGCCAUCAUCCAGAGUGGCAGCGCUUUAGCCAGCUGGGCUGUCAAUUAUCAGCCCAGCAAGUAUGCACGACAGCUCGGGGAGAGGGUGGGCUGUGGCAUCGAUGACAGCAACCAACUGGUCGCCUGCCUCCAGGGCCGGAGUUACCGGGAGCUUGUGGAGCAGAACAUAACUCCAGCCAAAUAUCACACAGCUUUUGCCCCGGUGAUUGAUGGUGAUGUUAUACCAGAUGACCCCCAGAUUCUGAUGGAGCAGGGAGAGUUUCUGAACUAUGAUGUGAUGCUGGGGGUUAAUCAGGGUGAGGGCGUGAAGUUUGUGGAGGGAAUUGUGGACUCAGAAGAUGGUGUUACUGCUGAGGACUUUGACUUUGCUGUGUCAGACUUCGUGGAUAGUUUGUAUGGAUACCCAGAAGGCAGAGACACGCUGAGAGAGAGCAUAAGGUUCAUGUACACAGACUGGGCGGACCGCGACAACGCAGAAACCCGACGGAAGACUCUGGUAGCGCUAUUUACAGACCACCAGUGGGUGGCUCCAGCAAUCGCCACAGCAGACCUACAUGCUCAGUACGGCUCUCCCACCUACUUCUACUCCUUUUACCACCACUGCCAGAGUGAUGCCACUCCACCCUGGGCUGACUCCGCCCACGGUGAUGAGGUGCCCUAUGUGUUUGGUGUACCCAUGGUGGGACCCACUGAUCUGUUCAACUGUAAUUUCUCCAAGAACGAUGUGAUGCUGAGCGCAGUAGUCAUGACUUACUGGACCAACUUUGCCAAGACUGGUGAUCCAAACCAGCCAGUUCCUCAAGACACCAAGUUUAUCCACACUAAACCUAACCGCUUUGAAGAAGUGGCCUGGUCUAAAUAUACCCCUAAGGAGCAAUGGUAUCUCCACAUCGGGCUCAAGCCUCGUGUCAGAGACCACUACCGGGCCACCAAAAUCUCCUUCUGGCUCCAGCUGGUCCCUCACCUGCAUCAUGUCAAUGAGCUCCUCCAAUCGGUGUCCUCCUUCACACAUAGUCCCUCUCCACAGGAUGACACCCCUUAUUCUUACACUAAACGUCUAUCCAAAGGUUGGCCUCCUAGCAGUACCCGUCACCCAGGUUCACAAGGAGGUACCCCACAACCUCCAGAGUCUGCUUUAGGCCAAGGUGGAGCGGAAAACGGAGUCCGUGUCCCUAAUGAGGACUACUCCACUGAACUCUCUGUAACGAUUGCUGUGGGAGCAUCACUGUUGUUCCUUAACAUCCUUGCAUUUGCGGCUCUGCUGUACAAGAAAGACAAGAGGCGUCUAGAGCAUCGUAGGCCACGUCCGCUUCCUCCCCCAAGACGGGACAUCACACCUGCAGAUGUCGCCGCACACCUACAGGGGGAAGGACUGAUGUCAUUACAGGUGAAGCAGCUGGAGUGUGAUGCGGCGUCAGCGGAUGAGAGGAACAACACUCACCACCGUCACACUUUGGAUACGCUGGAUGCUCUGGAUGGCUUGGAUACCCAGGACAUCUACAGCACACUGGACACUGUGCGCCUCACCUGCCCGCCCGAUUACACCCUCACCUUGCGCCGCUCACCUGAUGAUGUCCCCCUCAUGACCUCUCUGACCCCGGGAUCGCUGCCGGUAACCCCUGGGUCACACCCUGUUACCCCAGCGACGCCAAUGACCCCCAUGACACCUGGAUCAGUGGUGGGAAUGAGAAUGGGGCAUCCUCACCAGGGAUACACACACCAUAGCCCAUAUAGUAAUACACACUUGCCACACACACACAUCUCCACGCACACACACUCCACCACGCGUGUAUAACCGCAGCAAGAAUACAAAUACAGGGACAUAAUUACAACACACAUACACAGACACACAAGCACACACACACACACACACACACACACAAAUACAAAUAAACAGAAGACUUAAAUACCUCUACUAAUUACCCUGCAGGAUUGUUACAGACAGAGUGACAGAAAGACAUUUUCAGUAACAGGAUGAAAAUACUGACAGCUGUGUGUUGCAUGAUGGGGGAACUGAUGACAGACUAGGCCCCAGGAGAUGCAGUUCUAUGCAUCGUUCGCUCAUAACCUCGAAGAAGACAAGCAAAGACAUUGAUCAGAUGUGUCAAAAUCUGCUUCGGAUAUUAAGUCUUCUGCUUUUUCUACACCCGAGGAGGAAGAGGAGUGCUGUGGCAUAUGGGUCAGGUAUGGAUCAGUUUACAUCUCCCACUGUACCCAUGUUGCACAGUGAAGAAGUGGUGGGACUGAGCAAAGCAGAUGCAGAUGCAGACCUGAGCUAAGAAGUCCCGCACACAGACUGCUGAUGUCAACCUGAACAACCUGUGAAAUGUGAAUGUAGCACUUUUUCCAGUAAAAAAAUUAAAGGCCCUAUCUGACAAAGAAUCAGACUAAGAUGAGGACAAAAUCACACAUUUCAGCUGGCGAUUGAUGUAAAAACAGGCAGGGCAGAAGAGGGGGGUUUUAAAGAAAAUUAACUCAAGGACAAGUUAGUCACAUUGCAGGAAAGAGAUUAAGAUUUCACUGAGAAUGAUUUAACUGCUAUGAACUCUAGAAAGACGGAGCGAGAUAGCGUGACAUGGAAAACACAGGAAUGGAAGGUUUGUCAAGACACAGAAACUAGAUUCAGAAGAAGAAAGGGUCUCUGAAGUGUCGCCAGACCUACUGAAGAAGCACUCUAACCAGCUAUGUGUUCAACUCUUGUAAAUAGAAUGGAAAGAUACAGAUGAUAUAUUAUGAUUUAUAGCAUUUACCUGCUCUUGCAUUAAAACAUGACUUAUUUAACCACAUUAUUGCUUUCAUUUCAAAUAUUACUAUAUUAUUGUAUAGAUGUCCUCAAGCAAGGCUGGUUGUCUUUCAAUCUCACCCACUGUAGUAUGUACACAGUACCUUUAUUUAAAGGCUAUAUUUGCUAUGCACAGUCAUUUCAGUAAUUUCUAACUAUGUAAGCAUUUAGAUACUUGUUUAGAAGUAUAGGGCGUUUCAUACCCCCGUUUGUUUGUUUCACCAUUGGAUGAGGAGCUAGUACUGUGUAGAUAAUGCAGUAUUGGUUUGAUAAGUGAGCACCAGCCAAAAACCAUGAUCUUUAACCCUUUGUACAUGAUCCCAUCCUGUUUUCCUGCCCCCCUUGUUCCUCAAAUUCUUCCUAAAGGCCUUACCUUUAAUUCCUUAUAAACCCGACCUUAAUUAAUGUCUCUGCAGAUAGAUACUGUGCAGUCAGAGGACCCCAAGUCCUAGCAUGUCCCAAAAUGUCAAGAAUGCUUUCUUGUAUUUGUCUGGAUAAAAGACAAAUACAAUACCAGUGAGCCCCAGUAUAUCAAGAAGAACUACCAAAUGCUUGUAUCUAUCAAAGGCAUAAAUCUAAAUAACUUGGCCAAGUUGUAUUUCCUCUAAAGAAAGAAUUGUUGUACCAUAACACCAUCACACAACACACAAUGUCACAAACAUUUUAAAGCCUGGACAUUUAGUUUACUACCUGUUACCGUGUUGUUAUUUGAUUCAGAGCCAGAUUUGACGAACGAGGUAGAGCUUACCUGGAGCUGAGGAGGGACAAAGUGUGUGACAGUGUUAGAGACUUCAAGGCAAGCACGCCUUGAGACAUGCUGCAUUUUAAGUCUUAAAUCCUUAUAUUGAAGCAAUACAAAUUUCCCACCAAGACAUAUUUU
Monopterus albus (swamp eel) is the source of this 5472-nucleotide messenger RNA. RefSeq names its product neuroligin-4, X-linked-like. The record is from RefSeq and is a predicted model, not a curated record. Gene Ontology annotation, molecular function: neurexin family protein binding. The transcript has 9 exons. Bases 975 to 3605 code for a protein of 876 amino acids. NCBI's taxonomy places the organism in Eukaryota, Metazoa, Chordata, Actinopteri, Synbranchiformes, Synbranchidae. Gene Ontology annotation, cellular component: membrane.